GCCCUCUCCAAAAGUGACAAUUUAAUACAUUUAUUAACACCCUGAAAGAAAGAGGAGAUUGCUCAAGUCCUGGGUUUCUUUUCAGGGUGGGAGGGGUGUGUGUGUGUAUCCUUUCCAUUCUGAGGGUGACAAACAUAAACAUCAUACAAUGGAUAUCCUCCGCGCCAUUUGCUACACCCUGGAAAGGAGAUGGAGCAAGGAGACCUGGUUGGGGCAUGGAUGCCUUUUCCCCAGCCUCUGUGUCCUGUAGUCCCAGGAUGUUGACAAAAAGAAACACUAUUAACAGAGGCAGACGUUUCUUCCAGGUCUCUUGCGUUACACAGAGUUCUGUGCAUGGUGGAAGCUUGCUGCUUUCACCACCAUUUCUCCAACAAAGAGCAGCAUCGCAACAAUUUCUCAUCCUCUCUCCACGGGGGACCAUCGCAGCAGCCCCUCACGGAAAGGUUAAAAUAUCCUCCACCCUUCCAGCAUAUAUCCUGCCACAAAGGGCCUAGUGUUUCAAGUGGAGGAGAGUUCCAAGGACCACCACGUUUAACCAUGUUCUCAGUCAAAACUGAAUCAUGGAAGCUAUUGCUAUUCAGAAGUUCACUUUCAAGUUGCGGGGAGUCGUUGGCUCGGGGACCCAGCAGCCAACUCCCCCCUCCCCCCACGACCCCUGUUUAUUCCCUAAGGAGCAGGAGAAGGGCGCAUUUUCAAAAACAGGAUAAUGGUUCCUUUUGAGGUCCUACCCUCCAAGGAGAGAGAGUUGCAGCCUCUUGGAUCCUGCUCCAAUAUGAGGUUCCCAAAUAGUUUUUGAGGGGCCGUUGUUUUCAAGGGAUGGUGGUGUUCCCUCCAGGCAGUUCCAGCCAACUGAGCCUCUGAGUUCCUUUCCAAUUUCAAUAAAUGAGAGGAGCGGGGACAGAAGCAUGCAAAGUGGGCGGGGGGGGGGGGGUCCUGAAAAAUCCUGCAGUGUGGCCUGACUCUCUCAUCCCCUCUUGCACAAGAAACCGGCCUUCUUAGGCACUCCAGCCAAAUUCAGACGCCACAAAAGCACCACCUCCAAACACCCCCCCUCCCUUCGAAGCAGCCAGGAUCAAAUUAUCAUCACUGCUGCUUUCCCCUACCCCCUCCAACCCUGUGUACACACAGAAUCGUGAGAGUUGCAAGGGACCCCCGCCAGGGUCAUCUAGUCCAACCCCCUGCAAUGCAGGAAAUCCAAUUUGAAACCUGCUUAGCUUUGCAAAGGUCCUAGUAGUUUUAUUGCUGCACAAGGAGGAGACGCACACAAUGGAGGAUUUUUCCAGGGCAGGGAGAAAGAGGCUCAUCACCCACACCUCUCCUUUCAAGAGGGGAAGCCCACUGCCAGAAUCAGCGCACCAUUUCUAAAUACUGCCAAGUGCAGCCAUGGAAUUGCAGACGCCCCUCCAAAAGCGUGCUACCUCCCCCCCCCCCUCGCUACCAAAAUGGUUCAUGACAUAUAAAGGUCUCACUCCGGUAAAGCGGGAAUGUGGCAGCAGAGAGACCCUUGCUGUACCCGACCUUGCUAGAUUGGAACAAUGGCCCCAUUUCCAUUGGGACGAUUUAGAAGUCCCUGUUUCUCCAGGGGAGUGUUAGGAUGUCAGCCACGGGGGUGGCAAGAUGGGGGUGGGAGGGGCCCUCCAACGAUAUUUUAUGGCUUUAUUUAAAAAAACGAAACACCUCCUUGUAAUCAAUCCAAAAGCUCUGUACACUGGCCAGAGUUAUGGCUUUAUAUAUUUUUUGAAAAAACACGAGCUCUGUGUGAUGUCGAAGCUUGCUGCGUUCACCGAUGCAGCAUGGACCACACAGGAACCACUUUUUAAGAAAACGGAAAAAAACCGGUGGCAAUAAAUUAAAUGCAUCCACCGUUGCCCUGCUUUGGGAUGUGGGGGGACGGGCGGGUUCUCGUCUCCCCGAGGCGUGAAAUCUUCAGCGACAGGGGCUGGGGAUGGGAAGAGAAGGCGAGGAAGGCCGGGCGCCCAGUCCUGGCUGACCCGAGUCGACGGGCCGGGCGGCGCGAGGGGUUCAGUCGUCGGGGGUGCAGGCGGGGUGCAGCUGGUCGGGGCUGCCGACGCUGCCGGUGCUGGAGCUGCCGUCGCCCAAGUCGCGGGGCCCGCAGGGCAGGUUGAGCUCGGAGGAGCCUCCGCCGGGGCUGGGGCUGGCGUCGGGCCGGGCGGAGGCGCACUCCUCCUCCAGGGCCAGGCAGAGCUCCUUGAGCUCCAGGUUGUCCUUGGCCAGGCGCUCCUGGAGGCCCUCGAGGCCGGCCAGCUUGCGCAGGCAGGCGGCCACCUCGUCGCGCAGCACCUGCGCCGCGUGGUGCCCGAAGAGCUGCCAGUGGCGCGCCAGGCGCUUGGCCUUCAGGCGGUCCUCGUCGAGGAAGCAGCACAGGUCGCGCAGCUCGCGGUUCUCGGUCUGCAGGCGCCCGUUGACGGCCUUCAGCUCGCGGAUCUCGCGGAGGUGCUCCUGCAGCUGCCGGUUGACGCCCUGGAUGAGCCGGCCGCGCUGCACCAGCGCCGCCAGCUUCUCGGCCUCCUCGUGGCGCAAGCGGCGCACCAGCUCCUCCUUGCUGCACACGCCCAGCUCGGCGUCGCUCAGCUCGGCCAAGGCAGGGCAGCAGACCCCCGGCGUCGUCGGAGGCGUCUCCGGGCUCUGGGGGGGUCCGGCCGGCGGCGCGGCCUCGCGGGCGGCGGGGAACAUCGCCGGGGCGCACAGAGGACUCGCUCCUCCGCGGCGCGCUCACCUCCAGCCAAGGCGCAGCAGCAGCGACAUCUUGCACGAUUCCCCUCCUCGCCCUGCUCAGCAGCACCAGCAGCAGGACAUCCUGCCCGGCGGCGGAGAUUCCCCUCUCUCCUUCCUCCUCCUGCUGCUGCUUCCCCGGGAUAACGGGACGCACGGACGGGAGGCCCGCCAAAUGAGCGACGCCAAAAGCCGACGCGCUGCCUCGGCGUUGCAAAUGCACGGGUUAAACGGUAGGGGAGCAGGUGCAUGGUUGCGAGAGGGGCGCCUGCGCCGAAUGGGGGCGGAGUGGGGUGGGGGUAGAGGAGAGAGAAAAGAAAGGGGGGCGGGCGGACAUAGGGGAGCGUUAGCGGGUGUGUGAAUGCGCGGACUCCCCUUCUGGAAGGGGCGAGAGGGGCGCUGGCGGGAUGCAAAGGCUGGCAGAGAGAAGGAAGCGGCAGCAGGAAUGCAUUUGCAGCAGCUUCGGAAUCCCGUCCAAGCGCCCGGCAGGGCGCCUUCCUCCCGCCGGCAGAAGGAUUAAGAGGCCGCGCAAAUGGCUUUAAUCCGGAUUAAUGAAGACUGCCGCCGCCAUCACUCAGAGGCCCUGGCUUCUCUUGUACAAAAUCGUGAAGCCAGUCAUCAUAAGGCCGCGAGGCUCGGCAAAGCGCAGCACAAGCAAAAACCUUUCCAAAAUGCAAAGGAGACGGGGGGGGGGGGAGAGAAAACCGCACCCGCUUUAAUUAUGGCGGAUUAACUGGCAGGACUCCAGCAGCAUCGCAUUCUCCCCUGUUCGUGUCUACUGGGGUGUAAGCCCCGUUGACUUCAGCUCCAUUUGCGCCUAGGCAGGUCCCGCUGAAUUGACCCUAUGCAGCUAGCUAGGAUUUACUUCUGAGUGGACAGUAUUAGGGUUACAGGGGCUCAGAUUGAAAUAAUUGGUCUAAGAUAUUCAUUAUCUUCGUUGACUGUCCGUGAGUUCCAAAGAGGAAGAAAAAAAGGUUCUCUGUCCACUUUCUCCACGCCAUUUUGCAUAAUUUAAUAAGCUACCUCUUGCUUGUCUUUUCUCUAAACGAAAAAGUUCCAAACGCUGCAACGUUUCUUCAUUACGUAGUCACUAUACCCCCCCUUGAUAAUUUUGGUUGCCCUUUUCCAAAACUUCCCCAACGUUAUCCUUUUUCAGGUGAGGCGAACAGACCUGGGCACUACAAUAUUCCGAAGGCAGUCGCACCAUUAUGAUGCCUGCAGUUUGAUUUGUAAUUCCUUUCCUAACGAUCCCUAGAGUGGAGUUUGCUUUUCUCACAGCUGCUGCCCAGUGGGUCAACAUCCUCAUCAAGCUAUCCAUUAGGACCCCCAAUGUCUCCUUCCUGGUCAGUCACUGCCAAUUCAGACCCCAUGUGAAGUUCAGGUUUUUGUGUGUGUGCCAACAUGCACCAGUUUGCACUUGUAUACAUUGAACUGCAUUUGCCAUUUUGCCACCCCUUCACUCAGCUAGGAGAGAGGUCUUUCUGGAGACCUUCACAGUCUCUUUGUUUCAAUAACCCUGUACGUUUUAGUAUCACUAGCAAAGCUGGCCACCUCAUGGCUCACCCAUCUUGAUCGUUUGUGCACAAGUUCCCAAAGCCAAAUCUUUGGGGGAAUUCCACUUUCUAGUCCUCUCCAUUUAGAAAACUGUCCGCCUAUUCCUGCUUGCUGCUUCCUCCAAUUAACAGGUUCCUGAUCCACAAGGGGCUUCCUGGAGAAGCUUCACCUGUUGAACUGUUACAUUGACACACUGCUAUGAAUGGGACAGGAGUCCUGCCAGAAAUUGUAGGCGGGAGGGAACAGAUCCAAGAUUCUGGAAUGCCUGUGUGACGUGGGGGUGGGAAAAGCCUUUGUUUUCAGCUGGGUUUUUUGGCACUGGGACUGGUGCCAUCAGAUGUGGGGCGCGUCUGCAAUGGGUCACAUGCUGCACACCGCCCCCCUUUUGGAAGAGAAAGGAGAAACCCACAAACUCCAUGGAGAGCAAAGUCAGGCACUGCUUCUAGGGUGCUGCCAGGGGCAGUCAGUGCAGGAUAUAUUGUUUAUGGCACUUGCUGGCUUUGUUGAAAAGCUCUCCAAGGAACUUGCAGAAUUCUAGAAUAACUGGGGAGAUGGGGCAAAGCUCAGUGGUGGUAGUAGCAGCACCUUUGCAUGCAGAAGGUACCAGGAAUCUCCAGGUAGGGUCGGACAGUGGCGUAGCGUAGGGCGGGUGCACAGGGGCAGUUGCCCUGGGCACAAAUUUGUUCAGGGAGCACAAUUUCAACACCCAGUGCUGCCUCAAUACAGCUGCACGCUUCCAUCGCUGGGCUCCGUUGAAAACAGCUUCUUCAAGUGAACCAGAAAGUGACCUCUCCAAACAAUGGAAUGACUCUCCUUUUUUUACUUCUGUGGCUGCAACCUCCUGGGUGAUGCGGGCACCAUUAGGCGGUUGAAUGCGCAUGCGUACUCCGUCUGUUUCCCUCCCUCCUACCCAGCCUUCCACAUGGCCACAGGCACUGGCAACCAUGCUAUGUCACUGCCUCUUUAGGAGAAGGAGGCACCAUCCCAGCCCCAAAGGCCCGGCCCCUGCACGGCUUGCCUCUGAAGGACAUCUGUCAUGGAGGUGCCUCGUUGCACCCUCUUGCACCCUCUCAGAAUCCAGUGGCAUCGGAGGGCUCUGUUCACCCUCUGCACCCCACCCCUGGCAUCAGCCUAUUGAUGCCCAAAUGAUUAAGGUUUUAAAUGACAAUUUUAGGUUAUAUUUUAAUGAUCAAAAUUAUAUAUAUAUAUAUUUAACUGCCGCUAUAUCUGAAUUGAUUCUGUUAUACCCAAUUGCAAUCCAAUGUAUUCCUGUUGUGUUUUAUGAUUUUUCUGAUAUUGUAAGUGAGCUGGGAACUGGUCUGUGACUGUAAUAAUAAAAUUCAACAGAUGGCAAAGCAGCUCUAAACUCUGCCAUUUCACAGCACCCAAAAGCAACUUCCUGAAGCAGCCUCCUCACUCUACCUAAUGACAGGAUCAGGUUCCUGUGCAUUUCUAGGGACUGGCCUGUUGAUCUAUGCAGAAUUCAGAUGAGCUUUGCUGGCUGAUGGUGGCAUGUAGACUAGAUUACAUCGAAAGAGAAGCAUGUGAAUGAACUCCGAUACGAACCCCCAACGGUCAUCUGGUCCAUCCCCCUUCAAUGGAGGAAUCUCAACUAGAUCAUAUAUGACAGGUGGAUCUCCAACCUCUGCUUAAAAACCUCCAAGGAAGGCGAGUCCAGCACCAGAGUGAAGUAUUUAAUUAGCCAUUUCUGGCAGUCCUGCUCUCAGAGUGCACCUUUCAUAUUUCUGUAUCUCGACUUAUUAUUCAAUAUUGAAGCUUACAGAAGAUUCAGAAGUUUUCAAAGCCUAACGGCAUGCUUAGCAGCAGGUAUUACACAGUGUCAGAAGACAUUAGAGAGAAUCUAACAUCUCAAGCUUAAUGGUUCAUGGCACCUAAUUAUUUUAGGUGCUUGGGGAGCAGGAACAGGAGGAGGGCGUUGGCUGCAUUUGGGUUUCUCUCUCCAGUCCUAAUGCUUCGGAGGCUAACUGAUUUGUUGCAUCAUUUGCAAAGGCCCCAGCAGAGGCAUACCUGGGCUCCCUUGUGGCCUUGCCAAGGAGCUGCAUUGGUGGCCCCUAUGCCUUGCAUCCUCCAUAAGGAGAUAUAUCUGUGCCACUGAAGCUGGGAGAGACCAUGGGCCAGAAACUCCAAAAGUGUGCUUUUCAGCAUCUUUCGCACUGCGCCAGUGACUUCCUUCGCAGCCACUGGGGUCUGCUGUGCUCUGCCUCUCCUCCUCCUCCUCCUCGAUGGUCCAUCUGCCUGCUUGCCCUCUGCUCACUGCUUUGUCUUCUGCCUCCUUCCUCCAUUGCUUUCUUUUUCUUCCUGCCACUCACGACCACUCUCUCCAUCUUUCUUCCCUCUGAGCUCCGCUGGGUGCUCUGUUCACACUUCUAAUAGUGCCAUAUGCCAGCCACCGGAUUCCUUUGCUGAGGCACCCAGAGGAGUCCGUGUGCCUUGCCUGGCCCACCGAGAGCAGCGGCCUGGGGAGUGCACAUAUGGCCAGGUGGGCUCCUAGCCCAGACCCUCCUAUUUUCCAGGAACAGUCUCAGAUUUACAGAAGCCGACCCAGUUUCUGAUUUGAUCCUGGAAUGUCCUGUUUUUACUUAGGACGUCCCUAUUUUCUUUGGAAAAAUGUUGGAGGGUAUGGAGUUAUGCAACCCCCAAGCCCAGGAGAUAAGUAACUAUACAAGAACACAUCUGAAGGCAGCCCUGUGUAGGAAAGUUUUUAAAUGUGCAGUGUUUUAUUUUGUUUUCAUAUAUGUUGGAAGCCACCCAGAAUGGCUGGGGCAGCUCAGUCAGAUGGGUGGGAUAUAAUAAUAAUAAUAAUAAUAAUAAUAAUAAUAAUAUAUUUCAUCAGGGAAAUGUUGGAGGUUAUACUAACCAGGGGUCAGCAACCCUUUUCAGCCAUGGGCCAAUUCACCCUCCCUCAGACCAUGUGGUGGGCCGGAUUAUAUUUUGAAAAAAAAUAUGAACGAAUUCCUAUGCCCCACAAAUAACCCAGAGAUGCAUUUUAAAUAAAAGAACACAUUCUACUCAUGUAAAAACACGCUGAUUCCUGGACCGUACGCGGGCCGGAUUGAGAAGACGAAUGGGCUGCAUAUGGCCUUAGGUUGCCUACCCCUGUACAGUGGUAUCUCGGGUUAAGUACUGAAUUCAUUCUGGCGGUCUGUUCUUAACCUGAAACUAUUCUUAACCUGAAGCCCCACUUUAGCUGAUGGGGCUUCCCGCUGCCGCCGGGCCGCCGGAGCACGAUUUCUAUUCUCAUCCUGAAGCAAAGUUCUUAACCCGAGGUACUAUUUCUGGGUUAGUGGAGUCUGUUACCUGAAGCGUAUGUAACCCGAGGUACCACUGUACUAACCGCUCCAAGCCAGAUUGGAGAGGCAUGGUUUUUGCGCGCCCCUCCCCCCCCCCCGGGCCUGCACCCUUGGUGGAGGGCAACUUAGACAGCCCCUAGGUAUGUCGCUGGGUGCCAGAGAAUUAGAGACAUUUGUAGAGGAUAAGGCUAUCAACGGUUACUGAGCAUGAUGGCCAUGUUCUCCUUCCAGUGUCGGAGGCAGUGAAGUGCCUCUGAAUCCAGUCGCAGGGAAUCGCAAGUAAGGGAGCGUUGCUGUAGCGCUCAGGUCCCGCCUGUGGGCAUCCUAAAAGAGGCAUCUGUGAGAAAGCGAUGCUGGACUGGACGGGCCCCAGCAGCCAGGGUCUUAGAAUCAUGGAAUUGGAGAGUUGGAAUAAAGGGACCCCAAGGGCCAUCCAGUCUAACCCCCUGCCAUGCUUGCGUUCUUCCCUCCGCGUUCGCAAAUAAAACACGCAAAUAAGACACAGUGCUGCGCACUGAAAAAAAAUGUGUUACAAGCGAAUAAAUGAUGCUUCCAGCCCCGGAGAAGGUAUAAAAGCAAAGCACCAAUGCAGGCGCAACGAGGCUCCUGGUCCUCAGCCCAUCGCUGCAUCCCAGCGCGCUUUAACGCUUUGAUGCCAGUUCCCAAUACCGCGCCAGUCACAAAGAUGGAGUGCCCGUCCCGUUUGGCAGCGAGGGCGCGUGCGCAGAGAGAGACUCCGGCAUAUGCGUGAGCCGGAAGAGGAUCGCUCCGGCGGGGUCAUGUGCAAAGGCUCUAUCCAACUCUGGGGCAGCUGAAAGGGGGCCGGUACCAGUUGCUGGAAGGGGGCGAAUGGCCGGCGCGAGGAGAGGGGCUCGGCGCCCGGGUUCUCUUGGAGGGCGAGAGCCGACCCAGGUUUGCCGAGUGGCCGGAGGAGUCGGAGCUGCUGGGUUUACUAUGCAAAAGGGAGGGGAGGGGAAAUGGGGUGGGUGGGGGCCAUGGGGUUUGCUCUCUCCGCCACCCCAUAGGAUUUAGUGCUGCAGGCUGGGUGACUCUGAACACGUGCAGAGUGCCAAGAGAAGCGGGAAAUGUGAAGGUUCUGAGUGUUUUCUCGUUUCCCCCACAUAAAUUCUGGUGCCACAGGCUGGGUGCCUCUGAGCACGGGCAGAGUGCCAGGGGAAGGGGGGAAUGCGAAGGUGCUGGACUUUGCCAUUCCUCCCCCAAAAUUUCUGGUGCUCCUGACUGGGUGCCUGCGAGCAUGUACAGAGUGCCACCUUUCUUGGGCAAAGCCAUUUGGAUCUUUUCCCAAGGGCAGUGUGCUUCUGGGGAUGGGCAGGUUAUCUUUCUUUUCAGACGGGGUGGGCGGGCAUGAAGGCUGAGUCCGUGUUCCUCACUCUACCCCUGCUGCAAAGUGCUGUCCUUUCUUCCUUUUUUAUUAUUAAAUUUUUUUAUCCUACAGAAUAUAAAGUACAAUAAACAUUGAAUACUCUUUCUCUCUCUCUCUGAGUGUAUUUACAUCUCUUCCUGUUGUGUGUUGUUACCACUCUUUCUGUACCACUCUUUGAUUUAAAAUGCACAGGGCAAAUUACAAUUCAUUAAAUUGUCAGGGUGGGGGGAAACAAUAAACCAGCAGUAACCAAGGAAGUGAUGGCCAUGACGGUAGGAUUCUGGGUCUGGGAGGCACCCUUGGGUGAAGAUGGAGUGCUUACACCCAACAUAUUUGACCCUUAGAUGAGUAUUACUCAUGAACUGGGAGCACUGCUGCCAGAGGCAGUAUGGUCGCAUCCAUUCUUUAACAGUCAUGGCUCCCCCCAAAAGAAUCCUGGGAACUGUAGUUUAUUAGAGGUGCUGGGAACUGCAGCUCUCCGAGGGGGUCUCCUAGCAACUCUCAGCAUCCUUAACAAACCACAGUUCCCAGGAUUCUUUGGGGGAAGCCAUGACGCUAAGAUGUGGAUGUGAUCUAUGCCCCUGAGCAUGAGACCAGUUGUGGGGAUUGUGGAAAAGGCUAUUUAUUCGUGUUCUUGUGUCCUGGGCUUCCCAGAGGCAUCUGUUUGGCCACUAUGAGAACAGGGGGUUGGGACUAUGUGGCCCUUUGGCCUGAUCCAGUAGCCAAGCUUUCCUGAUGUUCAUUAUUGUCCCGACAGCUGCCUGUCUGAUCUCCUGAGACCCGGUUUGGGAACUAGUGCCAGAUCCCAAAGUUCUCCAAGAGAACUUGAUUACCUGGGCCAUGACGAGCAACCUGGACAUCUUUGUGGGCAACACCACCCUGAUUGAUGAGGAGGUCUACCAACUCUGGCUGGAUGGCUACACAGGUAAGGCUGGAUCCUGUUUUUUGUUCGCUCAUUCAUUCACAGGUAGGGUGUAAUGGUUUAAGUCACAGAGGUGGAUAACCUUUUCCAGUCUGAGGGCCACAUUCCCUUCUAGGCAGACUUCUGGGAGCCGCACGCCAGUGGUAGUCACAAUACCUCCAGGGCCGCCUCUCUCCAUAUGAACUUACCUGGACCCUGAGAUCAUCUUCUGAGGCCUUUCUUCAUGUGCCUUCUCCAUGAGAGGUCUGGAGGGUGGCAACAUGAGAACGGGCCUUUUCUGUGACGGCCCCUCGCUUGUGAAAUGCUCUCCCCAGGGAGGUUCUCCUGGUGCCUUCAUUAUGCGCCUUUAGGUACCAGGCAAAAAAUGAUCCUCUUUACCCAGGCCUUUGGCUGAUUAACACCCAGUGCCUUUUAAAAAUGUGUUGGAAGGGGGGUUAUUGGGUUCGGCUGGCUGACAUUUUUUACCUGGCGCCUAACGAUGUCUUCUUCUUUGGCGAUCACUCGUAGCCGAGUAAAAUUGUCUUCCAUAAUAUAAUGAAGGCAGCAGCUGAACCUCUCUGGGGAGAGCAUUCCACAAACGGGGAGCCACUGCAGAAAAAGCCCGUUCAACGGAACAAAACAAAACAAAACAGAAACCCUGGAGAGCCAGUGCAGACAAUAUGGAGCUAGAUAGACUCAUUGCUGUGCCCUGACAUAAGGCAGCUUCCUUUUGUCCUGAAGGAAAGUGGGAGCAGAGAGUCAUGAAUGGGGUUAUAAGCUGUAUUUUGGGAAUGGUGGCUCUCCAAGUGAUUUGGGGCUACAGCUCCCUGACCCCUGGUCCUGCUGCUGUAAGUUGCAACCCCGCUGCACCCAGAGGGGCUUGAGAGGCUUCCCCACCCCCUUCUGUGGAUUUCACCCAUCACAUGUUUCCGGAUACGGACACUUGCCUCCUGCCCCCGCAGUGAACGACGCGGUGACGCGCCGCAUCCGCAGCGGGAUCCUGGAGCAGACGGGGGCCACGGUUGACGUGCUCCAGAGCGACACCAUGGACCACUACCGCACUUUCUACAUGCUGGAACGCCUCCUGCACUCGCCUCCCAAGCUGCUGAACCAGCUGCUCUUCCAGAUCCCCCCUUGUCGCCAGACCAUGCUGAUCGAGAGGUGGGGCAGGGCAGCUGGCGAAGAAGCCAAGGGUGGCGUGGGCGAGGGGGCAGGGAUGUUAAGGGGGAGCCAGAGGGGGGAUUGGGGCAGGAUUCUUGGUGGAGGAUCCCUCGGGGGAAAGGCAAAGGUUGGAGGGUGAGGCAGGCGUAUUCAUACAUCAGCAUGGGUUGAUUGAUCGAUUGAAUUUCUAUGCCACUUUUUUCUUCUUUUCUAUUUUUCAAUAAAGAAUACAGUCAAACCUCGGUUGUUGAACGUAAUCCGUUCUGGAAGCCCGUCCGGCUUCCAAAAUGUUUGACAACCGAGGCUCAGCUUCUGAUGGGUUGCAGGAGCUUCCUGCACUCAAGCAGAAGCUGUAUCAGAUGUUUGGCUUUCAAAAUACCGUAUUUUUCGCUCUAUAACACGCACCCGACCAUAACACGCACGUAGUUUUUAGAGGAGGAAAAUCCGUAGGCAUGCCACCCGUAGGCAUCCCCUCCAUAACACGCACAGACAUUUCCCCUUACUUUGUAGGAGGAAAAAAGUGAGUGUUAUGGUGCAAAAAAUACGGUACAUUCAAAAACCAGAACACUUACUUCCGGGUUUGUGGCAUUCAGGAGCCGAAACGUUUCAAAACGGAGGCGUUUGGGAGCCGAGGUUUGACUGUGUGUGUGUGUGUGUGUGUGUGUGUAUGAAUUUCUGUGCCACUUCAAAUGAAUCCCGCAGUGGCUUACAAACAAUAAAUAACAAUAACAUGAUACAACAUCACCUGUGCAGCACAAACCAUAUAAAAUAAUUAACAAACCACCAAUAAAAGAAUUACAAUCUAUGAAACGCUAUUGACACAGCAGUUACUAAUAAUAAGCUGAGUCACAAGUACAGCAAAAGUCAUAGGAUUAACAGAUCAAUAUGGUGUUUAUCUAUAAAGCAAUAUCAAUGCUAUUGACAAAACAGUAACUAAAAAUGAGCUAAGCAUCUCAAUUGCAGCAGAAGGUGUAGUAACAGAUCCAUACGGCAUCUAUAAAACAAUAUAGGGCAGCAGGGAAUGAUGGGAGUUGUAGUCUGGCUGUAUCGGGAGGGCCACAGGUACUAAGCUUACCUUCUGUUGUCUUGUCCUGUUCCUUGCCUGCCCCUUCUGGCGGCAGGUAUUACGCCUUCGACGAGGCCUUUGUACGGGAGGUGCUGGGCAAAAAGCUCUCCAAAGGCACCAAGAAAGACCUGGACGACAUCAGCGUCAAAACCGGGGUGACCCUCAAGAGUUGUCGGCGGCAGGUAAUCUCUCGUCCCUUUGUGGGUGGCAGGGGAACCCCAUGGAACACCUCUGACUCUUUUCCCAGGAUGCCUGGGCAGGGUGGAAAUAAAAGGGCACUGCCUGGGUGUCAGAAGUGUAGGAAUGUCGCACAGGGCACCUUUCCCCCAACCUGGCACCCUCCGGUUGUUCUGAACUACAACUCCAACCACCCGCUUUCUCAAAAGAUUUAUCAGAGGUUGCUUGUCCUGCGUUUCCCUCGGUGAGGCUGUUGAACCUAUUUAAGCCUGUGGUGUCGAUGAGGCCUGUCUGUUUCUGCUCUGUUUUAGUUUGACAAUUUCAAGCGGGUCUUUAAAGCCGUGGAAGAGCUCCGUGGGUCUCUGGUGGAAAACAUUCAGCAGCAUUUCCUGCUCUCGGACCGGUUAGCCGGGUAAGGGGCAGUGGGAGGGCACUGUGCCCUGGGAUUUUUGUUUGUUCGUUUCAGUAUAUUUAAAUAUAUUAUCUUCCGAUCUCAGGGCAGGUAGCAAAUCAGUUUAUGUUCAGGCAACCUAAGAAAUGUGUCUAAAAUCAGCUGUACAAAACAUCAGACAUAACAACCUUCUAUGGGGCCAGCCCAGCUCCUUACAGCAGCAGAGGCUAAUGCUAGGCACUCAAAGGAGCCCCACAACAUGGUUGUGUGAGGCCCUUGACUUGUCUAGGAUGUUCCACAAAAAGGUUUAUGGGGUGACAGGGAGGCAAUGGCUGAGAUUUAGUGGAGUGGCUUUCUUAGUAGCAUUAAACCUCCCCUCCAUCUGUCCGUCCGCCCCACAGGGACUACGCAGCCAUCGUUUUCUUCGCCAACAGCCGAUUUGAGACAGGCAAAAAGAAGCUGCAGUACCUGACGUUUGAAGACUUUGCGUACUGUGCUGAGCAGAUGAUUCAGAACUGGACUUUGGGGGCGGUGGGUGAGUUUUGGACCCACGUAGCAAGAUUCCCCUCGUGUUUGUGAAGCGGAAACUGGGAAGUUACGCCACCUUUCCUUAUAUCUGUCUUGGAAAAGAUUUGUGGUUUGUCUGGAGGGAGCUAAAUUGUGGGUCCAGGCAUGCCAAGUAGGAUGGGGAAUCCUUUUUGAUCUUCAUCUCCCUGCUCCCAGCCCCACCACACACACAUGCUCGGCAGGUCUACUUUGCAAGGUCAGUGGGACCACCCACCUGUCAAAGUUGACUCGCGGGGGUCAGGAGGGAGAUUGCUCUUAACUCCUCCUUCGUCAUCUGACAUGCAGGCAGCUCAAUCCUGCUUCAUCCAGCUGCACCGCUGUCUGGGGUCGUGGGUCUGAGUCCUACAUUGGGCAAAAAGAUUCCAGCAUUUUAGGGGGUUGGACGAGAUGAUCCUUGGGGUCACUUCCAAUGCUACAAUUCUGUGACAUCGCCUAUGACAUCAGGCUGCUGGGCAUGGCUAGAGGGAAACAGUCUCACAGUCCAGCUGGAGAGGCCCAGCGGACUAAGUUCGGCCUUUGGGUCAUCGAUUCUCCACCGCCAUGCUAAGCCAAACCGUGACUUAGCUCAGCAGCAGAAGGGCUGUAGAAAGAGCAAAAUGUCUCCUCCCUGGGAGACCUGGGCAUUUGUCCAUUUGUGUCCAGCCUCUCUCUCCAAAUGCCCUCUGUCUUGCCUUGGCAGAUACAAACGUGGAUGAUAUGGAUGUCGACCUGGACAAGGAAUUCUUGCAGGGCCUGAAGGAGCUAAAGAUUCUGAUUGCUGACAAAGACUUGUUAGAUCUGCACAAGAGGUACCUCGGAUGCAGCCUUAGCCGAGUGGGGUGGGGGCUGUUUGCAAAACAACCAGGACGUGGUUGGAGCAAAGGGGAAUUUGGCACUUUGCCAUUUGCCCUUUGAGGUUUCAGGGCUAGAGCCCGGGUUGUAGGGAGCCUACGUCUCCUCCUAGAUGUUAGACUACAACUCCCAUCAGCCACAACCAGCAUGGCCAAUGGCCAGGGACAAUGGGAGUGCAGUAGCUUCUGGAGGGCCCCAGGAACCCCCACCCUGCUUCUAGAGCCCUAAUCAUAAGCCACCGUAAAAUAAGACACUUAAGGCCUUCUCUGACCUCUCCUCCUUAUUCCCUCCUCAUCCAGUUUGGUGUGCACAGCCUUGCGGGGAAAGAUUUCUGUGUACAACGAGGUGGAAGCUAAUUUCAAGGUAUGGCAUGGAGGGACCCUCACUGGGAUACAUUCUUUAGUUUCGGGACCCUCUUUCCAGCAGCUCCUCCCUCCCUCCAAGUGGCUGAUACGAACUUUGCGCUUGAUAUUUGUUGGUGCACUUGGCCUGCUACUUCACUCCUGGCCAUCAGAGGGGGCUGUUGUCCUUUGGAAAAUCUCAAUCCCGCAGACACAAACUGGGGUGGGGUGGGUUGGCAGCAGCAGAAGAAGGCUCUCUUGUGACCCUUCCGUUAACCCUUGCAGAACCUCUCCCGAGCCCUGAUCAACAUUGCCUCAAAGCUCACCCACAGCAAAGAUGUCCGUGACUUUUUUGUGGAUCUGGUGGAGAAGGUAAGCAGUCUCCCCUCCCCUCCCCAUCUGAGCACCCCCUCCCGCCAGUGGAUCGUGCCUGAAUCACUGGGGAUGGAGGCUGGGAUGUCAAAAUAAAAAAUAAAAAAUCACCAAUGAAUUAAAUGAUGAUUAAAUGUGUUUAGAGCCUAAGCAUGCCUGCCACUUUUCAGAGUAUAAGAAGGCAGGUCCCUGUCCCAAGGAGCUAACAAUUAGAAAAAAAUCAUAUAGGGAUAAAAAAACAGGUGUGUGGACCAGGGACAGGGGGCGUGGCUGGGGAGGGGAUGCGGGGAGGGUCCUGAGGGUCAUGCAGAGAGACUUGGAGGCCCUCAUUUGUUCCUUAGGCCUGAGGUCCUGUGAGAUGUGCUGCCGCACUCUUGCCUUGACGCUUGUCAUCUCCCAUUGCAGUUUGUUGAGCCUUUUCGGUCGGACAAAUGGAGCCCAAACGACGUGCGUCUCUUUCUGACACAGUACACGGCUUGUGCUCACACGCUGGAUGCCUUCAGGUUUGUAGGAACGCCAGCGCCCAACCAGCUCCCAACACCUGGAUUCUCCUCUGUUCCCUCCCUCCCCACCUUUGCCAGUGAAUUGUUUACUUGCACUAGUAAAGCCUUAUAUAAUUGUCCUUUUCUUUGCCUUUAUACUUGCCCUUCUUCCUGCAAAACAGCCCCCCUCCGUAUUAUUAUUUUUUUAAGGGGGAAAGAUCCCACUCUCAGUCUUCCAGCAAAAACAUUUUCUCCCUUUCUCACACAGGAUUGCUUCCAAAUAAGUUGUAUUUAAAGCAGGUCCACUGACACGAAUUAAGCUAGCCACGUCCAUUAAUUUCAACCGGUCUACUCUAUAAGUAGGGCUAACUUUUGCAAAAGACCCACACCUUUUGAGUAAAACUGUGGGAUCUGCUAACACAAGAUAACCACCAGCUUGGACAGCUUUAAAAAGCUGUUCAGAAAGAUGCUUAGGAGGUUGAGGUAAUUUUAAUCCAUAUUAGUAUUUUAACUAUUGUAUGUUUUAAAAGUAGUGUUGUGAUUUUUCCCCCUUGCAUUUUACUGCUUCAACUUUUGUAAACCGCUUUGAGGGUGUUUAAUUUUUUGUAGUAUUUUUUUUUUACAACCAAAUAGUGUAUAAAUUUUAUGAAAUAAAUAAACAAUAAAAGCUCAGACAAGUUGCUGGAGGGCAAGGUGAUGCGCUAACUGCAGGAUCACUGUGCCAGUAUCACUGAAUACCAGUUAUUGGGAGGCAAGAGUGGGAGAGGGCUGUUGUCCUCCUCUCAUAAGACAAGCCCUGGUGGAUCAGGCCCAUUGCCCAUCUAAUCCAGCAUCCUUGUUCUCAUUCUGGACAUUAGAUGCCAAUGGGACGCUUGAAAGCAGGACCUGUGUGCCACGGCGACUCUCCCCAGCAACCGGUAGAAACUUAACAGCCUCCAACAGUGGAGGGGAGAACAUAGCCAUUGUGGCUGGUAGCCACAGAUUAGCAGCCUUCCGUUCCAUGAAUUUGCCAAAUCCCCUCUUAAAGCCAUCCAAGAUGGCGGCCAUGAGGUCAUGUUGUCCUGCCGUCUGGUUAACCUCUUCCCCCCUCCCCUUCUCCUGCAGGCAUCAAGCUCUCUGGGAAAGAUACAUGGGGACGCUGAAAGCUUGCCUUCUGAAGAUGUACCAUGACUGAGCUCUGCACUUAGUUCUUUAUUUUUUGGGGGGGGGAGGAAAUCACCUUUAGGUGCAACAAGUUCCAGGCCAAAGAGAACCCGGAGCCCUUCAGGGGAGACGUUUGCUGUUCGCUUGCUGGCUGCGGCCGUCCUGCACAGACACACACAGUUGUGUGUCCACACACGGCGCGACCACCAAGUGUCACUCUUUUCUCUCUACAUCUUCAGCAAUUAAGGGUUAAAACUGUUGUUGGCGUUGAGAAAUAAAGGAGGAGUCCUCACGG
Messenger RNA from Podarcis lilfordi (Lilford's wall lizard), 16709 nucleotides. NCBI's taxonomy places the organism in Eukaryota, Metazoa, Chordata, Lepidosauria, Squamata, Lacertidae. The record is from the annotation of a GenBank genome assembly.